GUUCCCGAUCGCGCCGGUUCGAAAGGUUUCCUAUUGCGUCCUCGGUGGGCGGAGAAACUUCCAUGCUCGGUUCCCGAAUAAUUUAGCUUUUCAUCUCCCGAGCGCGUGUUGGCACGGUGUCGUGUUUGGAUUUUGGCAAAACAGCUGCAAGAGCAUAAGUCUCCCGUCUGUGGAUUGUUUUACCGAAGCACACAGCCAGCCACAAGAAGGUGUGCUCGCAAGGCUGGGCGAGCUGGAUGAGACGGAAGCGGACCGGGUUCUCGUGCAUCUGAUGACCAGAAGGCCGAAUGAGACAGGCGCAUCAUAACCCGGUGAAAGGAUAGACCACAGACCGAAGAUGAUGAUGCCGAGUUUGAUUUCCAUGGAAAGUUCUGGGUGAAGGAUUUAGCACUGGUGUAGGCGGAGUCUCAGGAAAAGGGGUGUGGUCAUGGCUUCCACCACGCCAACCAAUGCCGUGCCCUCUAAGAAGAGCCGCAACAAGCCAGAGGUGGAGUCUCUGCAGGCAGCCAAUGAGGACCUGAAGAGCAAACUGAGUGACAUUCAAAAUGAGCUACAGCAGGAGAAAGCCAAGAUGUGUAAGUUGCGGGAGCGUGUCCAGGAGUUGCGUUCGCAGCGGGAGUGCGAGCAGCACAAGCACUCGGUGGCCAUGACGGAGCUGCGGGUCAAGCUACACGAGGAGCGCCAGCGCGAUGUGGCCGCCGCCCGCGAGGUGUUGGCACGGCAACAUGAGGCCGAGCUGGCCAGACUGGCGCGGGUGCGUGAUGCUGAGGUGCAGCGGCUACAGGCGCAGGUCAACGCCCUCAGGGAGGGAGGCGGAGUCAACAGCGAGAUACGGAGCAUGCUCAGAGAAGAUGCCCGGGAGGAAGUGAGGCGGGGACACGAGGCAGAGAAGCUCCGCCUCUCCCAGGAGCUGCAGGAGGUGCGGUCGGCACGGCGACAGGCAGAGGAGGCCCUGGCCGUAGUGCAGCAGGCGGACAAGGCCAAAGCAAACGAUCUCCGAGUGGCCCAUCAGCAGCACCAGGAGGAGAUCCAGAGGAUCAAGCGAGAGAGCGAGAGAGACAUCCGCCGACUGAUGGAGGAGCUGCGUGGUCGUGACCGUGUCCUGCAGACGCUGGAGAAGGAGCUGGGUGUCCAGGCGGGUCAGACCAAGAGACUCCUGCUCCAGAGGGAGGAAGCCGAGAAGAACCACGGCAGCCCCAAACGAGAGGUCGCACCCUGCAUCGGAGACAGUCCAGAGUACCCCAACAACCAGGAGAGUGCAGAUGAGAGGGAUACUCGGCGGUUUCAGCUGAAGAUUGCCGAACUGCAGUCUGUUAUCAGAAAGCUGGAGGACCGAAACGCACUGCUGUCUGAUGAAAGAAAUGAACUGCUGAAGCGGGUGCGUGAGGCGGAUGGGCAGAUGAAGCCCCUUCUGGAGAAGAACAGGCGGAUGAGUAAGAAGAAUGAUGAUCUGCUGCAGAGUCUGCAGCGCAUGGAGGACAAGCUGAAUAACCUGAGCAGAGAGAACGCUGAGCUGAAGGAGAACUCAUCACAGCAGUCAAACUCCCAGCAUGCCGCUUUAAGACGGCCCAGUUCGCUAACAGACCUAAGCCACGCCCAUGAACAGCAGGAGGUGGAGUUUCUGCGUCUCCAGGUGACGGAGCAGCGCAGAUUCAUCGAGGAGCUGCAGGAGCGAGAGAAGUUGCCGAUGAACAAGAAGAACAAGCGGAAAGGUCUGAAAGUGCCCAAGAAGCAUGUUGUGGAGACAUAUUUUGGAUUUGAUGAGGAGUCUGGGGACUCAGAAACCUCCUCGCUCACCUCCUUCAACACUGACCACACCCCGGCCACCCCAGAGGAGGAUCCAGAGGAUACUUUCUGCAGGGAGGAGGCGGAGCUACGUUUCCGUCAGCUGACUCGUGAAUACCAGGCUCUACAGCGAGCUUACGCCCUCCUACAAGAGACCACCGGCCCACUAGAUCCAGAGAGACAUUGUAGGACGCGGGAGCAGCUGCAGGCGGAGCUGACCGCUUGUCAGGCGCGGAUCGUGGACCUGGAGCGCAGCCUGGCCGAGAAGGGGCAGGUGUGUGUGAUGCAGGAUGCUAAGUGGGUGGAAGAGAAGCAGAACCUCAUCAGAACAAACCAGGAGCUCCGAGAGAAGAUCACGCAGCUGGAGCAGGCGGAGCUGCGUCUGCGGUCGGAGGUGCAGGACUCUCACGAUCAGAAUGAGCUGCUGGAGUUCCGAGUCCUCGAGCUCGAAGAACGGGAGCGUCGAUCACCUGCAUUUAACCUCCAGAUAUCUGCCAUGGAAAACAGCAGCAGCCUACAACUGCACUGUCAUGAGGAGGGAGUGCAGGAUGUGAUCAUCCCCGAGCUGGUGAAAAAGUUGGAUAUUUUGGGAGAUAAUGGGAACCUGCGCAAUGAGGAGCAGGUGACUGUGAUUCAGGCCUGCACUGUGCUUUCCCUAUGUGAGAAGUGGCUGAAGCAGAUAGACAGCACAGAGGCAGCUCUUACUCAGAAGAUGGUUGAUCUGGAGAAUGAGAAGGAGCUGUUCAGCAAGCAGAAAGGCUUCCUGGAGGAGGAGCUGGACUACAGGAAGCAGGCUUUAGACCACGCCCACAUGAGGGUGCGGGAGUUGGAGGCCACACUGUAUGCCAUGUUGCAGCAGAACCCUGACAGCCGUUUGGGCGAGACUUUGAAUGACAGGCAGAGGGUGGAGCUUGCAGAGGCGAUGGAGGCGGUGCGGAGGCAAAUCCUCCGACAGAGCAGACAGGCAGACAGCAUCAUUCUACAACAACGUAUGGAACUACUACAGUCAGCACAGCAGCGAAUCAGAGAACUGGAGGAUAAGAUCGAUCUGCAGAGACGCCAAAUCAAAGAGAUAGAGGAGAAGUUUUUGUUCCUGUUCUUGUUCUUCUCUCUAGCGUUUAUCCUCUGGCCUUAACACAAACACACACACACACACACACAAUCACACUCCUCACAAUCAGAAACCACUCAC
Alosa sapidissima (American shad) is the source of this 2977-nucleotide messenger RNA. It is a transcript of the gene jakmip1, whose product is annotated as janus kinase and microtubule interacting protein 1. The record is from RefSeq and is a predicted model, not a curated record. Lineage: Eukaryota; Metazoa; Chordata; Actinopteri; Clupeiformes; Clupeidae. Bases 428 to 2920 code for a protein of 830 amino acids. Gene Ontology annotation, molecular function: GABA receptor binding; microtubule binding; kinase binding. The transcript has 22 exons.